Molecule: messenger RNA, 1419 nt
Organism: Penicillium maclennaniae
Lineage: Eukaryota; Fungi; Ascomycota; Eurotiomycetes; Eurotiales; Aspergillaceae
Product: glycoside hydrolase family 76 protein
Exons: 4
Coding region: 1-1419 (472 amino acids)
Biological process (GO): carbohydrate catabolic process; fungal-type cell wall biogenesis
Molecular function (GO): mannan endo-1,6-alpha-mannosidase activity
Source: RefSeq, a predicted model, not a curated record
AUGCACGUGCCAGGCGUCCGGUCUCUGUGGAAGGGCCUGCUGGUCACACUUCUUUUGACCAACCGUGCCAAUGCUAUUGAUCUUGAUGUCACCGAUCAGGAUUCCCUUAAAAAUGCCGCCAGUACGUCUGUCUAUGCGAUGAUGACAUACUAUCAUGGCAAUGAAACAGGUCAAAUCCCUGGAGCCUUCCCAACGAAAUGGUGGGAAGGAGCCGCACUUUUCUUGGCCCUUUUACACUAUUGGCAUUUCACCGGCGACACCACCUAUAAUGACGAACUGAGUGUGGGAUUGGAAUGGCAGGCAGGAGAAUGCGAUUACAUGCCCAGCAACUACAGCGCUUACCUCGGAAACGACGAUCAAAUGUUCUGGGGCCUGGCAGCGAUGACCGCCGCCGAAAUACAAUUCCCGGACUCUACUGUUGGCGAGGGAUACUCAUGGCUGUCGCUUGCUCAGGGUGUUUUCAACACGCAGAUUGCCCGGUGGGACACCACGAAAUGUGGUGGUGGAUUGCGAUGGCAGAUUUGGAGCUGGGAGUCAGGGUAUACGAUGAAAAAUGCCAUUUCGAAUGGCGGCUUGUUUCAACUCUCCGCGCGCCUGUAUCGCUAUACUGGCUCAGAAACAUAUGGCAACUGGGCUCGUAAAAUCUGGGACUGGUCGGUAAGCUCACCUCUUGUUAGUAACUCGACUUGGAACGUGGCAGACUCGACCGAAAUGACGAACGAUUGUACCACCCAAGGAAACACUCAGUGGUCAUACAAUUAUGGCACAUACUUGAUUGGCGCUUCAUACAUGUAUAACUCGCCAUUGGAGACCGCUAACCCGAUUGCGCUCUACCAGACAAAUGGAACCGAGCAAGCGACAUGGAAAACAGCGGUCAGUGGUCUAUUGAACCAGACAUUGGACAAAUUUGCUCCGGCUAGCAAUGGCGGGAUUUUGGAGGAGAUCGUGUGUGAACCAUCGGAGGUAUGCAACAACAACGAAGUCCUCUUCAAGGGACUUGUGUCUGGGUGGCUCUCAUUCACCGCUCUGGUGGCGCCCUUUACCUUUGAUACCAUCUUGCCAAAGCUACAAACCUCAGCGCAGGCUGCUGCGAAGUCUUGUACAGGUCAUAACAACAAUACCUGUGGUGUGCGCUGGUACCAAUCCAAUUACGACGGAUGGAUUGGUAUGGAGGAGCAGAUCAGUGCCACCAAUAUCUUUGUCGCUAACUUGAUCAACUUCGAAACUUCUGCCCCGGUCACUUCGACAACUGGCGGGAACAGUACUGGAAACCCCACAGCUGGCACAAACGAUACGCACAGCAGCACUGAUAACCUCCCGACAAUAACCACUGCUGAUAAAGCCGGUGCCGGGAUCUUGGCUGUAGUUUUUGUUAUUGGCUGGGUCGGUUUGAUGGGAUGGACUGUAAUGGGCGGUUGA